Molecule: messenger RNA, 1614 nt
Organism: Rotaria sp. Silwood2
Lineage: Eukaryota; Metazoa; Rotifera; Eurotatoria; Philodinida; Philodinidae
Source: the annotation of a GenBank genome assembly
AUGCCCACUACAAAAGGUCAUAAGAUUCAAAAGAGGAGCAAGCUGAAAUUUUGUCGUAAAGCUCGGUUAUCUAAAGCCAAGCAAUUGGAUUCGUCUCGUCCAACUCGUUCAUCAUCAUCGUCGUCAUCUGAAUUAUCGAAUAGUGUUGAAGAACUAUUCAUUAAUUCAUUAAAUUUGACAACAGCCUCAUCAUCUUCAAACAGUACAUUAUAUAACUUAUGCACUUCACAACAAAAAAUAAUGGCAUAUGAAAGAAGAAAAAAUAAUGCAAUAGCUGAUAGUGAUGAAAUGGAUUUUUAUCAAGUAAUCCACAACAGCUUUUUAUUAGAAUUGAUGAGAAAUACAAUAUGUAUUGGAUGUGAAGAAAAAUGGAAUGGGAAAAUGCAUAUUACUUCUUUUCUAGGUGCCUAUCUGUCAGGAAUUGGCCAUGCUGGUGUAGCUAAAAUAUUUGGGGCGAUGAAUGUACCUCCACCAGUACAAGAAGAUCACUAUGAAGAAAUUGAUAGAAGGCUUUUAUUACCGUGUAUCAAAAAAUUUCAACAUCAAUCAAUGCAAGCUGCUAUUUAUGAAGCUGUGCAUGAGAACGAUGAUGAUCCAGCAACCUUAACAGUUAGUGGAGAUGGAACAUGGCAAAGACGAGGCUUCAAAAGUAUCCAUGGACUAGCUGCUGUUUUAUCGUCCAACACAACACCAAAAGUACUCGAUGUUCAGCGUUUAUCAAAAAAAUGUGCGAUAUGCACUGGUGCAUUGAGUGUCAAAAAUACAGAUCUAAACUUAUAUGACGAAAUUAUCAAUAAUCAUGACUGUGAAUCAAAUUAUGAUGGUUCAUCUGGAGGUAUGGAACCACAAGGUAUUCACGACAUAUUUAAACGUUCGGUUCCAAAGUAUCAAGUUCAGUACACUCGCUAUAUUGGAGAUGGAGAUUCGUCGGUCAUGUGGAAUCUUACUCAACGUCCUCCAUAUCCAGGUAUCGAAAUUGAAAAAAUCGAAGACAUCAAUCAUUGGUCAAAGAAAAUCUUAUAUCGGUUGGAAAAGUUGACUCAAGAGUUGAAAGAUACAAUGCUAGAUCCAGAAAAAAAACGAAAAGGAAUUGGUGGUAUUAAUCGAUUGACCAAGGUUUGUUCUAACUGUUCGUUAAAUAUUUAUGUUUAUUUUAAAACAGGCACAAAAUAUGAUCAGCAGAAACACUCUUUACCAAAAUAUGUUAUGGAAGCUAUUAAACCUGUAUUUGAAGACCUGGCUUCUAAAGAAACUUUACAACAUGUACUUAAUGGAUCCAGCCAAAAUGCUAAUGAGUCAUUUCACUCAUUGUUAUGGUCUAUGGCUCCUAAGAACAGAUAUUGUAGUGGAACUAUUAUUGAUAUCUGCCUUGGGUUGGCUGUUAUGAUCUAUAACGACGGUUACUUAUCUAUCGGUGAAAUACUACACGAACUAUUAGGUGAAAUGGGUCAUUUUUCUUAUGUUGCUUUUGAUCGCAUAAAUAAACAACGUGUACAAAAAGAAGCACAAUGGAGGAAGAGACGAGGACAACAAAUAGCCGGUGAUGAAGAUACUGACAAUGAUGAAGAUAAGAAUGAUGAUACAAUUGAAGAAUAUCACUCUGGCGCCUUUUGA